Messenger RNA from Oncorhynchus nerka (sockeye salmon), 10138 nucleotides. RefSeq names its product nucleosome-remodeling factor subunit BPTF-like. Gene Ontology annotation, molecular function: RNA polymerase II cis-regulatory region sequence-specific DNA binding. Gene Ontology annotation, cellular component: NURF complex. Gene Ontology annotation, biological process: regulation of transcription by RNA polymerase II. The record is from RefSeq and is a predicted model, not a curated record. Lineage: Eukaryota; Metazoa; Chordata; Actinopteri; Salmoniformes; Salmonidae.
UGGGCCUUCCGUCUGUUUUCAGUAGUCGGAGAGGAAGAAAAAUGGCGGCUGCGACCGAUCAGAAGCGGGAUGCCAGCCAUUGGUUUUGAGCUUUCUCACGUAAACCGAGACCGGGGCUUUACGGGACUACUUCUUUGGAAUCUACGCAAAUCAAGCUUUCUGGCGGUACCCGUUUUUCUGGGUUCUGUGAAGGCUAAAUAAACGCAGAAAUUGACAUUGAAAAUAAUAGCUUUUAUAUAUAAUGAGGGGGAAAAGAGGCAGGCCGCCCAAAACCCUGCGUAUGCAGGAGCCUUCAUCCGAGCCGGAGCGUGGCUUGAGACCCAGGAGGGAGUUGAGGGCAAAGGGGAGAGGUAGUGCCGAGGUUGAUUUUGAGAGUCCCAAGAGGGGAAAUAACUCUUCAUCGAGGGGCAGGAGGAAAGUGGGAUCAUCUCGCGGUAGGGGAAGAGGCAGAGGUGGUGGUGGCGGCAGAGGUACUAGGGGCAGACGGUCAAUCGCUAGAUCUGUGGUUUAUGAUGAUCAUGAAAGUGAUGAAGACGAUGAUGCUGUGAGUUUGAGAUCUGAGGAGGACGAGUUGAUAGAGGAAGAGACGAUAACCGACGAGGAAGAAGAGGCCCUCAACGAGGAGUCAGACCCGCUUGAGGAAAUACUCGAGGAGGAUGAUGCCAGCUACUGUACUGAAAGCAGCUUUCGGAGUCAGAGCACUCAUGGCAGCACUCCGGGGCGGAAGAGGACGCGGGUGCACUGCCCUCGCUCUCCCAUCUUUGAGGAAAAGGAGAUCCCUCCUCUGGAGCUGCCCAGAACCUCUGAGGAUCUCAUGGUGCCCAGCGAGGAACUGCUCAACGUGUCCUCCAUCUACGAGGUCCUGCGCAACUUCAGCACGGUGCUGCGACUCUCUCCCUUCCGCUUUGAGGACUUCUGUGCUGCGCUGGUAGGCCAGGAGCAGUGCACGCUGAUGGCAGAGACCCACACAGCCCUGCUGAAGGCCAUCCUGCGUGAGGAGGACACCUCCAACACCACGUUCGGUCCUGCUGACCUCAAGGACAGUGUCAACUCCACCCUCUACUUCAUUGAUGGUAUGACGUGGCCCGAGGUAGUCCGUGCCUACUGCGAGAGCGACCAGGAGUACCACCAUGUCCUGCCCUACCAGGAGGUGGAGGACUACCCCUACGGCCCUCUGGACAGUAAGAUCAAGGUGCUGCAGUUCUUGGUGGAUCAGUUCCUCACCACCAACAUCGCCCGUGAGGAGUUAAUGUCAGAGGGGGUGGUGCAGUAUGAUGACCACUGCAGGGUGUGCCACAGAUUGGGGGACCUGCUGUGCUGUGAGACCUGCUCUGCCGUCUACCACCUGGAGUGUGUGAAGCCUCCUCUGGUAGAGGUGCCGGAGGACGAAUGGCAGUGUGAGAUCUGCGUGGCACACAAGGUGCCCGGGGUCACAGACUGUGUGACAGAGAUGCAGAAGAGCAAACCCUACAUCCGCCAGGAGCCCAUCGGCUAUGACCGCCACCGGAGGCAAUACUGGUUCCUAAACCGAAGAAUAAUUGUUGAGGAAGACGGGGAGCAUGAUAAGAAGAAGAUCUGGUACUACAGCACAAAGGUCCAGCUGGGAGAGCUGAUAGAGUGUCUAGACAAGGAGUACUGGGAAAACGACCUGUGUGCCGUCCUCGAGGAGAUGAGAGAGGAGGUGCACACUCACAUGGACAUCACUGAGGACCUCACCAACAAGGCCGCGGGCAACAACAAGGCCUUCCUCACGGCAGCCAACGAUGAGAUCCUGGAGCGUGUGCAGGGCAGGCAGGAACGGCGAGCAGAGGAGCAGGCAGAGAUGGUCACUACAGACACCACCAAGAUCGAGGAAGAGACCCCCACACACUGCUCUCAACUACCAGACCACAGAGAGCUCCAAGACCCCGAGUAUAAAGAGGAGGCAAGCUCACAAGCAGCUGGAGCUCCCCCUGCUGGAGAAGAGAACACCACCGUCCACCCCCCUAAGCCUGGCUCGUCCACCCAGGACGGCACUCUCCCUAAACAUGAACCCCCUAAGCCUGCUGAGGUGUCCUGCUCUGCCGCCUCUGAAAGUGGGGAGGCCUCCAUGGAGCCUGAGCAGGAGAGGCCAGAUGAUAAGCCUGUAGACUCAGAGUCCCAUGGAGAGGAGGACCCCUCUGCCCAGUGCCAGCCUACUCCCCCACCACCACACCCUGGAGACGAGAACAGCAACAGCAGCCACGUCUCAGCGCCUGGGGUCCUCAGGAGGCCUGAAGAGCCAAACCUCGCUGACAGGUCCUCUCAGUCCUCCAUCACCAGCCAGGACGACACGGGUGAAGGCAAGGAGAGUGGGAAUGGUGAGGGGUCAGCGUCUGGACAGACUAACAAUCGCAUAGUGACUCGUCUGCGUAACCCGGACAGCAAGCUGAGCCAGCAGAAGACCCAGGGAGAUGGCAGCCCUACACCCAGGGACAGCAAGGAGACAUCUCCUCCCAGCUCUGAGAGUGAAGUGGCUCGUCUGUGUACUGUGAAGAAAGAAUUGGCGGUGAAGGGCAACCUGAACAACUUCUUCAAGCUGGGCCAGGAGGGCAAGUUCCGAGUCUACCACAACCAGUUCAGCACCAACACACUGGGCCUCAACAAGCACCAGCAUCGUGAGGACCACGACAAGCGCCGCCACCUCUCCCAUAAGUUCAGCCUAACCCCCGCCGGGGAUUUCAAGUGGAACGGUUCCAUCCACGGAUCCAAGGUGCUGACCAUCUCCACCCUGCGGCUCACCAUCAUCCAGCUGGAGACCAAUGUCCCCGCCCCCUUCCUGCACCCAAACUGGGCCUCGCACAGGACCAACUGGAUUAAAGCGGUGCAGAUGUGCAGUAAGGCUCGGGAGUUUGCCUUGGCGCUGGCCAUCAUGGAGUGUGCCAUCAAACCAGUGGUCAUGCUGCCUGUCUGGAAAGAUGCGCUUGGACACACCAGGCUCCAUCGCAUGACCUCCAUGGAGCGGGAGGAGAAAGAGAAGGGGAAAAAGAGAGAGAAAAAACUGGAGGAUGAAGAGACUAUGCAGCAGGCCACCUGGGUGAAGUACACCAUCCCCAUCAAACACCAGGUGUGGAAGCAGAAGGGGGAGGAGUACAGAGUAACUGGGUGGGGCUGGAGCUGGGUCAGUAAGACUCACGUCCAUCGCUUUGUUCCCAGGCUACCAGGGAACACCAACGUCAACUACCGCAAAGUACUCGAAGCAGCUAAAACUGGCAAAGAAAAUGCAACAUCCUGCCCGAACAAACGAAAAUGUUUGCCCAAAGCACCAACGAGCUCGGAAACCCAGGCAAAAGAAGAGUCUACUCCAAUUACUGAAGAAAAAGACCAGGAGGAAACCUCCACCAUGGAGUCAUCUGGGAGCACUUCACCAGGAGAGGGACAGACUCUGAAAGGGAAGGAAGAAAAUAAUAUCACAGACGUGGAGGAGAAGAAAGAUGAUCAGGUGGAGGAGAAGACUGAGGACAAGAUGGAUGUUGACACCAGUCCACCAGACACCUGUCUCGGUGAGGAAAAAGGUAUAGUGGACAGCAAAUGCCCCUCAUCACUGACUGACCCUGCUGUGAAGGAGGAGCCCGGGGAGGAAGAAGAAACUAAGCAGGAGGACUCUGAGGCCAAGCCACCUGUCCGCCCCUUCAACUGGGAUGUGGUGAACGUCAGCGAGGGCUUCCAGCUCCGUACGGCCUACAAGAAGAAGGUGAAGACGUCCAAGCUCGACGGGCUGCUGGAGCGCAGAGUGAAACAGUUCACCCUGGAGGAGAAGCAGAGGCUAGAGCGCCUCAAACAGCAGUCAGCCCUGGCCAAACACACAGUCUCCAAGGAGAAAGUUAACACAGGGACUCCCACCACCAUCAAGGCUUCUACAGCAGACAAGUUAGCAGUGACACCGUGCACAAGUCUGAAAGCUGAGGGACAAGCAGCCUCAGUAGUUAAAGACACAAUUGUUAAAAGGCUGGACUUUGACCAGGAGCAGCCAGUGAAAUUCCAGCCCUCAGGAGAGACAGAUAAUCUGGAUGUCAGAUUAGGCUCCACCUGUAAACCCCAGGCAGCAGGAGCCACAGGCCCCAACCUCAACACCACAGGGUUGGCCAACCAUGAGAGCAGCGUUCAGGGCAAUGGUGGGGAUGCGUUAUCUCAAACAGAGCUGAAUGGAGGCUCCCAGAAAAGCAUAGACGUCAACAACAAAGUCAAUUUGACAUCUGUAGAACCGGCUUUAGGUGCGGCCAAACCUCCCAGAGCAGAAGUGAUGAUAGCAGGAGAAAACGGUAGGAAGCAUGGUUAUGAGGAGACAGAGCAAGGUAAUGGACAGAGGGAGAUAGAAAGCAUGGACGUAGACCAAAGCAAACCACAUUUAGUGCAGGUGAACGGGAAAGACGCUGUUGACACCAAGACUCCCGUAGACUCAAAGAUGCACUCAGACCUGGCCAAAAAAGUGGACACCAAGGUCAUGCUCCAGAUGUUAGAGGGUGAGAUCAAAACACUGCCAGUGAAGGAACCUGUAAAAUCCAUUAUGAAUGGUACUCUCUCUCAGGACGGGUUAAAGGUCAACAACACUGUGUUAGCCACCAGCCUAGCUUUGGAGGACGUAGAGAGAAAGGUUGUGGUGUCCGAGCCUGACUACUCUGUCACGUCGUCAAUGUUAGGGCCGCCCACUGGUGUUCCCACGGUAAGCAACAGCACCAAGUCUGAGCCAAUGGAGAUUGGGCAAACGGCAUCCAAUAAGAUCACCCCAUUUCCUAUCCCCACUGCAGAGGAGUCCAGCUUGAGUAACAACACCACAGAGAACAGCAGUAGCAGUACUGAGGUUCUGAAGACCAUCACCCAAGUCACCACAACCACUACUACCACCAUGUCAACAGAGUCUCGCACGGUGCAGAUAGCCAAGGUCUCCAGCAGCACUAAGCCUGCAGUGACGCCUGCUGCAGAGAGCAGUGCUGUAUCCACCCUCACCACCAUGACCAAGACCACCGUCACCAGGGUGUGCUCCCCGACCCUCGGGGCCGCCGUCUCCGAGGAGACCAAGACUGUUGUCACUGCAACGUUGAUAGAUGCCAAAUCUGGCCCCUCAGGCUCUUCAGUCACCUCCAUGACGGUCAGUAAGGAGUACUCCACCAGAGACUGUGUCCGGCUGCUAAAGUUCUCCCGCUCCAAGAAGACCCGCUCUGGCACGGCCCUCCCCUCUUACCGCAAGUUUGUCACCAAGAGUAGCAAGAAGAGCAUCUUUGUACUACCUAAUGAUGACCUGAAGAAGCUGGCGAGGAGAGGGGGCAUCAGAGAGGUACCCAUCUUCAACUACAACGCCAAGCCAGCCCUGGACAUCUGGCCAUAUCCCUCCCCCAGACCCACCUUUGGAAUCACGUGGAGAUACCGUCUCCAGACUGUGAAGUCUCUGGCGGGGGUCAGUCUGAUGUUGCGGCUGCUCUGGGCCUGCCUGAGGUGGGAUGACAUGGCUGUCAAGCCCUCCCCUGCUGUAGGAACCACCCGCACAGAAUCCUCGGAGACGGCGAUCACCACAACAGAGAUCAUCAAGCGGCGAGAUGUGGGGCCGCACGGCAUCCGGUCUGAAUACUGCAUCAGGAAGAUCAUCUGCCCAAUUGGCGUUACUGAAGCUCCCAAAGAAACUCCCACUCCCCAGAGGAAAGGCCUGCGCUCCAGCGCUCUGAGGCCAAAGAAGCCUGAACCGGCCAAGCAGACUGGACCCAUCAUCUUAGAGACGUGGGUGGCCGAGGAGGAGCUGGAGAUCUGGGAGAUCAGAGCCUUUUCAGAAAGGGUAGAGAGGGAGAAGGCCCAGGCUGCAGACCAGGCUAAGGUUAGUAGAACGCUGAAGACAGCAGAGGAGGCCAAGGCCCAAUUGGAGGCUCAGCUAAAGCACCAGAGAUUGGCUGCUCAGCAGAAACGGUUGGAGCAACAGAAGCCUGGUGCCACCACCUCCACCCCCACCAGCACCCCUACAACCUCAGCCUCUGGCACUCCGGCAUCCCUGACCAGCCAGGUCACCCCGGGGACUAAACUGGUCCUGGCCACCAAGCUGGGGACACCUGUCACAUUCCAGCAGAACAAGAACUUCCAUCAGUCAUUUACUUCCUGGGUCAAGCAGGGCCAGGGUAGUCCAGUCUCCACUUGCUCACGGGCCACCGUGGCCAACAGCAUGGUCACCACCUCUGGACAAACGUUCCAGAUCUCUGCCAGCCCGGUGACCAUGGCUGGCCAGGUCAUCACCGCCAAGCUACCCAUUCCGGCCAACAGCAAGAUUGUUACGGUCAACAUGCCAACCACACAAGGAGGUAUGGUGCAAGUCCAGCAGAAUGUCCUGGGCAUUAUUCCAUCCAGUACCCCAGGCAACCAGCGGACCUACUCCUCAUUCCAGAACCGCAACGCCACCAUCAACAUCAGACCCAACACCUCCACCUCAACCACCACUCAGCCGGUCAUUUCCACCGAAGCCCAGAUCCGUCCGGGCAUGACGGUGAUCCGAUCGCCCCUGCAGCAGGGCACCACCAUGGGCAAAACCAUCAUCAGAACCCCCUUGAUGAUGCAACAAGGCCAGCAGCAGGUGGUGACUCAGAUCAUCCGGGGCCAACCUGUCUCCACAGCAGUUUCCAGUGCCAGCCCUGUGCAGACCAGUGCAGGCCAGAGGAUGCUGGGUGCCGCCCCGUCCCCCCGUCCUGUCACCCCUGCCCCCGGGCAGUCCCCAUCACCCUCCACCCCCCAAGGCAGCCGACCACAGCAGGGCCAGGUCAAACUCACCCUGGCCCAGCUCACCCAGCUAACGCAGGGGGCACAGGGAGGGAACCAGGGUCUCACAGUAGUAAUCCAGGGACAGGGACAGACCACAGGCCAGCUGCAGGUCAUCCCCCAGGGAGUGACAGUCAUCCCAGGCCCUGGGCAGCAGCUCAUGCAGGCUGCCAUGCCCAACGGCCAGGUGCAGCGCUUCCUCUUCACCCCAGGGGCAACAGCCCCUGUCCCCAACCCCGCCACCACGGCCAGUGCUGCUGUCACCCCCGUCACAGCCACCACAACAACACCCUCAGGGCCAGCACUGUCUCGGCCUCCAGUUCAGACUCCCGCCACCUCUCAAGCACCGGCACCACCAGUCCAGCCCCCUCAACAGGCUAUCGCUCGUGUCCAGCCCCCUCAACAGGCUAUCGCUCGUGUCCAGCCCCCUCAACAGGCUAUCGCUCGUGUCCAGCCCCCUCAACAGGCUAUCGCUCGUGUCCAGCCCCCUCAAAAGGCUAUCGCUCGUGUCCAGCCCCCUCAACAGGCUAUCGGUGUCCAGCCCCUCAACAGGCUAUCGCUCGUGUCGAGCUAUCCUCAACAGACUAUCGCUCCAGUCCAGCCCCCUCAACAGGCUAUCGCUCCAGUCCAGCCCCCUCAACAGGCUAUCGCUCCAGUCCAGCCCCCUGCCCUCGUUCCUGCCCCUCCAGUGUCCACAUAUCAGGCUCAACCCCCUCAGGCUCAAGUCCACAUCCCCCUCCAGUCCCCCACUGCCUUACCCAUCCAGCAGAUAGCCCAGAUCCCAACCUCUCCACAACCGGUCCAUAUGAAGACUCUCUCGGUCUCCCCCUCCGUCACCCAGGCCACAGUGAGGCCCAUCCAAGCCCAUGCUCAACUCCAGCCCCAGGUUACGGCUCAGAUCAGGCCCCAGCAGCAGCUGCAGCUCCACCACCAACCCCAGCUGAUCACAGUGCCGGGGCUGCAGCAGCAGGUCCAGGUGCUGGGCACCAUCCAGACCCACGUGGCGGCCCAGCUCCAGGCCCAGCAGGGUGGGGCAGUGCCCCAGCAGAUCAAGCUGCAGCUGCCUAUUCAGAUCCAGCAGGCAGGAGGCCAGGUACAAGCCCACCAGAUUCAGAACGUGGUGACCAUCCAGACAGCCAGCAUGCAGGACCACCUGCAGAGGAUCCAGCAGCUCCGAGAGCAGCAGCAGAAGAAGAAGCAGCAGGAGGCCAAAAGGGAGCAGAGCCUGCAGGCCUCCAGCCCCAGCGACACCAUCCAGAAACAGGUGGUGAUGAAGCAGAAUGCUGUGAUAGAAAAUCUGAAACAGAGGAAGACCAUGACUCCAGCAGAGCGGGAGGAGAACCAGAGAAUAAUCGUCUGCAACCAGGUGAUGAAGUUCAUCCUGGACAAGAUCGACAAGGACGAGAAGCAGGCGGCUAAGAAGAGGAAGAAGGAGGAGUCUGUGGAGCAGAAACGCAGCAAGCAGAAUGCCACCAAGCUCUCGGCUCUGCUCUUCAAGCACAAAGAGCAGCUCAAGGCUGAGAUCCUGAAGAAGAGGGCUCUACUGGACAAGGAGCUGCAGCUGGAGGUUCAGGAGGAGCUGAGGAGGGACAUCAGCAGGCUGAGGAAGGAGAAGGAGAAGGCCCAAGCUGCAGCCUCUCAGGCAGCCGCUGCCGCAACCGCAGCCCAGGUAGCCUCAUCCCUCUCCCCCACCAUGGCCUCGCCCUCCUCCGCCCACAAACGCAAGAGGGACGACGAAAGGGACUCGUCCUCCGCCAAGCCCAAGAAGAAGAAGAUGAUAUCCACUACCUCAAAGGAUCACAAGAAGGAAGUCAAGCUGUACUGUGUCUGUAAAACGCCCUAUGACGAGGCCAAGUUCUACAUUGGGUGCGACCUGUGCUCCAACUGGUUCCACGGUGCGUGUGUGGGCAUCACGGAGAAGGAAGCCAAGAAGAUGGACGACUACGUCUGUAAUGGCUGCAAGCAGGGACAGGACUCACAGGACUCGGAGGGCACCACGGAGGAGCUGUACUGCAUCUGCCGGACGCCAUAUGAUGAAACACAGUUUUACAUUGGCUGCGACCGUUGCCAGAACUGGUACCACGGGCGCUGUGUGGGCAUUCUGCAGAGUGAGGCCACCCACAUAGACGAGUACGUGUGCCCGCAGUGUCAAUCCACGGAGGACGCCAUGACCGUCCUCACACCGUUAACCGACAAGGACUACGAGGGUUUAAGAAGAAUCCUGCGCUCCUUACAGGCUCACAAAAUGGCGUGGCCGUUCCUUGAACCAGUCGAUCCCAACGAUGCUCCUGAUUAUUAUGGCGUUAUAAAGGAACCCAUGGACCUCUCCACAAUGGAAGACAAAUUACAGAAACGGUAUUACAACAAGCUCACUGAGUUUGUGGCGGACAUGACCAAAGUCUUUGACAACUGCCGCUACUACAACCCCAACGACUCCCCCUUCUUUCAGUGUGCCGAAGUUCUGGAGUCAUUCUUUGUACAGAAGCUCAAAGGUUUCAAAGCUAGCAGGUCUCAUAACAACAAACUACAGACUUCGACCUCUUAGUAUAUACCACAUAUGUGAACAACAAAAAAAUGCACUCUGCGAGAAUUGGGUUAAAUUCUGAACAAUUAAUCCAUGUUGGGAUCUGGCUCCUGUGCUUUGUGACCUCCACUCCUCUCCCUCCUUCUGGCCCCACUACGCAGCCCCCAAAGGAAGACUCUCCCUGUAAGACCAGCAGCGCUGCUCCCACACAACUGUCAGGUGGAGCUGCUGCCUGCCCACCUCUGCCACAUGGACAUUUGACAAGGGGUUAAAAUGGAGGGUUUGAAUAAAGGCAUUUCUGAAAAAGGUUACCUUGAAGAAAAUACUUUCUUUGGAGAUCUCACGUUUCCUUGUUCCUUCUUCUUUAUUUGAUUCUUUGUUACCCCUCUAGCCAGUUGAAGAAAUUAAGAAAAGCUUACGCUUCCAUGGCCAUGCCCAUAAAAAAUAAAAAACAUUUGACGCCUGUUUGAAUGUUGAAAAAUGUUGAGCUGAGUUGCACUCAGUGUAUCAGAUUGCACAGGGACACUUAGGUGUGUCUAUACCCUUUCAAUCACUUUAUUAGAGGUGGCGUGAAAGAUACAUCUCAUUGGGAAGGACUUGCUUGAGUUUGGACCGACUGGCUUUCUGGACACUAACAGUUUGAGUUUCAGUCAAGCUAUGCUGAAAGGAAUAAAGUAUUUGGUAUUAAUUGCCCAGCAGUAAUGACACUGCUAAGGAUAAAAACACAAUGUAUUUGAAGGUAUCCUUGCCCUCUUUGUAAAACUUGUCAGAUUUUGAAUUUUUGUUUUUGUAUUACAGCUGAAGAGAUUGAUGUAUAUGAAACAUAAUAAAUGGAGAAGACUGAGCUCUCUUCCAUUACUGAAA